This is a messenger RNA of Sphenostylis stenocarpa, 1380 nucleotides long. The record is from the annotation of a GenBank genome assembly. NCBI's taxonomy places the organism in Eukaryota, Viridiplantae, Streptophyta, Magnoliopsida, Fabales, Fabaceae.
AUGACUGCGGCCACCACGCUCCGCUACUCACCCCAUUUGACAAUCGCGGUUGACACUUCCGAUGAUCCUCUCUUACCCUUCCUCUGGUCUAUAAAAAAGGCGCUAGAAGCAUCUGACAAUUACGCCCAGAAUCUCAAUAUCUUACUCAGAGAUUGCAUCCGGAACUUCAAGAACAAUGACCGGUACCAAAACGACAUCAGAUUUCUCAAGAUUUGGUUCCUCUAUAUGGGAGUUAGUGACGAUUUUGACAGUGUUUUCAAAGAAAUGCUGGACAGUAAUGUAUGUACCAAGAAUGCUUCACUUUAUGUGUGGUCUGCAAGUUUAUUUGAGUUGAAGGGAAGAUUGUGUGAUGCCCUCUCCGUAUAUCAGCUUGGCAUUGGCAGGAAUGCGGAGCCCAUUGAGUGGUUGAGGAAGGCGCGGACCUUAUUUCUAAAUAGAAUUUAUGAGGUACAGAAUGCUGCUUCAAACCAGAAGGUUGAUGAUAUAGAAUCCAUGAAAUUGGAAAAUAAUGGCAUUAACCCUUGGGACACUUCGACCAUGGAUGUCCUCUUAAAGAAGAUACAUCCUUUAAUUAUAAAAUUUGAUGGGUAUCGUUCAAGCACUAAACCAUACACAGGAAAAGUGGUCUUAUCUGCGUUGAAGAAUUCAUCAAGGAAUAAAGUUAUUGAGAUAGGUGGAAUGAAGUAUCUUAUAAAGGGGUGUGCUGGACAGGGAGGUUUUGCCCGAGUAUAUAAGGCUAAUAUGAUCAGUGAUCCUGACAAUGUUGUUGCUCUAAAGAUACAAAAACCAGCUUUCCCUUGGGAAUUUUACAUUUAUCGUCAGCUUGAUCUGCGCAUCUUAGAGAGAGAGAGGUCAAGUUAUGGUUUUGCUCACCGAGUUCAUCUCUAUUCUGACUGUAGUAUACUCAUCUGUGACUAUUUAGCUAAUGGGACACUACAGGAUGUGGUAAACUCGUAUGUGGUCUUAAGAAAAUCCGUGGAAGAAGUGUUAUGCAUUUAUUACACAAUUGAAAUGUUAAACAUGGUUGAAACUUUGCAUGGUGUUGGCUUGAUUCAUGGUGAUUUCAAGCCUGAUAAUCUGCUUAUUCGCUAUGCUAGGGGUGACCUUACAGAAGAUGGGUUCUUGAACCGAAGUGGUCCUUGGUGUGAUCAGGGUCUUUGCCUUGUUGACUGGGGAAGAGGAAUUGAUCUGAAACUCUUUCCUGAUCACACACUAUUUAAGGGUGAUUGCAAAACUUCUGGUUUUCGCUGCAUUGAGAUGCUAGAGGAUAAGCCGUGGAAAUUUCAGGCACGUCACCUCUUAAAUUGCUCUACAAAUGCAAUGGAACUGAUUAUUUACUGCCUUUUGAGUUUCCCUUCUCUAUCACCUGCUAACAGGUAG